Messenger RNA from Centruroides sculpturatus (bark scorpion), 1814 nucleotides. Its product is annotated as cytochrome P450 3A21-like. The coding region runs from base 111 to 1613 and encodes 500 amino acids. Gene Ontology annotation, molecular function: heme binding; oxidoreductase activity, acting on paired donors, with incorporation or reduction of molecular oxygen; monooxygenase activity. The transcript has 14 exons. NCBI's taxonomy places the organism in Eukaryota, Metazoa, Arthropoda, Arachnida, Scorpiones, Buthidae. The record is from RefSeq and is a predicted model, not a curated record.
CGUCAUUCGAAUCGCAUUGCAGUAUUUUAUAAAGUAGCUUUCAUUUUACAGAAUAAAGUUUUACUUCGAUCAAUGUAAAUUGGGCACGUAUUGAAGCAAAUAAAGUAUUCAUGCUGUCGUCUACAAUAAUAUUAUUGACUUUUUUUGCGUGUCUUCUAUUAUUCUGGAUAAGAUGGAGAAUGAGAAAGAUGAGCCUGUUUCAGAGAUAUGGAAUCCCAGGGCCUAAACCCAAUUUUAUUUUUGGAAAUGCAAUGGAAUAUAAUAAAAAAAGAAACAAAUGCAUCGAUGAAUGGAUAGAAAAAUAUGGAAACAUUUUUGGUUUUUUUCUUGGAGGAAACCCUUGGGUUGUCUGUCAUGAUUUGGAAUUGAUAAAACUUAUACAGAUAAAGGAAUUCAAACAUUUUAUGAAUAAAGACACAAUACUUCCAGCAGGAGGAAUUCCUCAUAAUCUGGCAUUUAAAGGAUUCGCAUUUCAACGUGAUGACGAUUGGAAUAGUGCUAGAAAUAUAUUGACCAAAAGUUUCAGUUUAGCUAAACUGAAGAUGAUGAGCACUCUUAUGGCUAAACCAAUAAAUUUAUUUAUGGAGAAAAUCGAAAAGCAGAAAGAAUCGCCGUUUGAUAUUGCUGAAUUUUAUAAAAAGUUAACUUUCGAUGUAAAUUGUAGAACAGCUUUUGGAAUUCAGACAAACGUACAAAAUGACGAAACAAGUAAAUUUGUGCAAUCCGUCUACAAUAUCUUGGAGGUUGAUUCCUCUGAUUUACUGCCCAUAUUAUCAAUUUGUUUUCCCGAAAUUGAACCGAUUCCUACGUACGUUAGAAAUAUUUUGGAUGCAAUAAAAUAUGCAAUAAAUUGUCCAUCUGUUAAAAUGGUGUUUGAUACAUGCAGUCAAUUGAUUACUUCAAGAAAAACCUCUGAUUAUCAUCCACCAGAUCUCUUGCAAAUCAUGAUUGAUGCAGAAGGUGAAGCGGAUGGUGUCGCAAAGAAGUUUUCAACAGACAAUAUUGUUGCGAAUGCUGUUAUAUUUAUGAUAGCUGGAUAUGAUACUACGAGUACUAUGUUAGCUUGGUGCACCCAUUAUUUGGUUAAAUAUCCUGAAGAACAAGAAAGAGUUCGUCUGGAGAUAAACGAAAACAUCGAAAAUAAUAAAAUUGAAUAUGCGGAUUUACCGAAAUUAAAAUACCUGGGUCAAAUAAUAUCGGAAACGUUACGUGUACAAACUCUUUCAACUCUUUCAUUUAAUAGAAUAUGUUCAAACGAUUUCUACUAUAAGAAUAUAACUAUUCCUAAGGGAGUUACAGUUAUGAUUCCAGUACCAAACUUGCAUAAAGACUACAGAUAUUGGAAUGAACCGGAAAAUUUCAACCCUGACAGAUUUUCAUCUAAGAAUGCAGGACUAAUAGAUCCAUUGAUAUAUCAACCUUUCGGAUAUGGUCCAAGAGGCUGCAUGGGAAUGAAAAUGGCUCAAACAGUUAUGAAAUUAACUUUGGCUAAUCUUGUGCAGCACUAUAAAUUAGAACCUUGUGGAAGUUUGGAAGUUGACGAAGACUUGUCGCUCUUUAUACCUCGUCCAAAAAAUGGAAUUAUGGUAAAGGCAACUGCAAUAACUUUGUGAACCUUUUAAUAAUUUUUUUUACUUCUUACGUUGUUUAUAAUGAAAAUACUCAUAUAUAUGUUAAAAAAACGUUUAUGAGACCAAAUCUUGGAUAUAUACAGUUGCUCCAUAUAUGAUAUACAGUAUGUAUAUACUGUAUAGCAUAUUUAAUCGGUGAUCGGGAUUUGUAAUGAUAACACAUGUAGUACAGAAAAUAAACCA